Cuscuta epithymum is the source of this 823-nucleotide messenger RNA. Lineage: Eukaryota; Viridiplantae; Streptophyta; Magnoliopsida; Solanales; Convolvulaceae. The record is from the annotation of a GenBank genome assembly.
UUCAACAAUAAACACAUUUUUUGCAGGGUGAUCAGAAGUUUGGAUACGAAACAGAGGCUUUUGCAAUAUAUGAUGCCAUGGGGUUUGUCAAGCCACCCAUUUUCACCCUAUGUGUAGGCAAUGCUUGGGGGGAAGCUGCAUUACUUUUAGCUGCUGGGGCGAAAGGAAACCGUGCUGCGUUGCCUUCAUCUACAAUCAUGAUCAGACAGCCUAUUGGUCAGUUUCAGGGCCAAGCAUCGGAUGUCAACAUUAUGAGGAAAGAAAUAAAGUUCGUGAAGGAGGAGUUGAUGAAACUCUACUCCAGACACACAGGGAAAUCGACAGAGCAGAUUGAAGAGGACAUAAGACGUCCUAAAUAUUUCAGUCCAAGUGACGCAGUUGAGUACGGAAUCAUCGACAAGGUUCUUUACAAUGAGAGGAGCAGAGGAGAUAGAGGUGUUAUGAAUGACCUGAAGAAGGCACGUCUUGUCUAAAAACUGAAAUUUCUCAUGAGCUAUAUAUACACUAUUGAGGUCAAAUAUCUCUUAUGGUCAUCCAUCAUGAAGGCUAUUUGAUGAUUGUAUCAGGCUUUACCUUUGUCAAUGUUCACUAUAUUCUGCUUGAUUUUCUCCAUUUUUAACUCCUUAGUAUUACCAAUGAGGGUACAUGAUGCAAAAAUCAUUUUUAUGGUGAAAUGGAGAACCAGUUUCCUUUCAUUUUGCUAUAAUACGACACUCCAAGCCUCCCAGUUCACUCUACCUUUGUCAAGAUUUUUGUGGUUGAAUUUCAUGCACGUUUGUGGUAGUUAUUUGAAACAUAAUCCCAUCUUUCAUUCCAUUGUUUU